GCUUUGAGUUUUGCUCAAAAGUACCUAAAGUAUAUGUAGAACAAAAUUAUACUCAUGGUUUAGUCAGAAGUAGAAUCCAUGUAUGUGAACAUAUAUACAUACAUACAAGGAACAUGGUUCAGUUUUUUUUGUUGCUAUGCAAUGUACACACGCAGAUACAUGCAGCUAAACACAAUGACAACCAAGCUGAAGGUAAACACGAACAAGCAUUUGACUGCUGUAAACAUUUGUCUACUGUGCCGAGUUGGGAGUUGGACUCAAGUCGCACUUCAGUCACACACACACAGGGACUUGAGACUUGCAUACAGUGACUUGUGAGCAUCUCUGUGUUUGAGAGGCUAUGGGACGUGUUAAAUCACAGGAGAUUAUAAACUGUCAUUCAUUGACGAGCCAGUGAAAUUGUACAACACGGUUGUACUCUAACUGUUGUUAUUACAUGCCUAUAAAUGUUAGCAAUAUGUCCCUGUUACUCUGAGUAAUGUUAGUCUAUAUUCAUUUUUACUGGCAAAAUACAGAUACAGCGUUGUCAUAUUUAGGUUUGACAGUGACGAUAUUUACAUGUCAAACUGUGACAUAUAUCAUUUCCAUGUUCAGUGGAUGUCGGUGUUGUUUACACGUCGAGUGGAUGCUGCUGUGUGUUGUGUUCAUUUCAGAGCAGAGUUUCUCUCCCUGCUGAACACCUACAACUGCUUCCUGAAGGACCACACUCAACUGCACCUCAGCUACUCUCAGGGCGGCGAUGGAGAGGUGGUGGUGGAGGGCUUCCUGAAUAUCUCCUGGGGAGUGCGCAGACUCAUCAGGCUGAAAAUACAGGAUGACAAACAGAUGCCCCCUUUCGCUCCUCUGACCUCACCCGACCCCACCAGUCCAAUCAGCCCCAUCGGGGACAAGAGGGGUAUGUCCCGGUGGGGAGAGUACAAUGACCUUCACCAGAUAGACGAGAUGGCGGAGACACCGCAGGACACAGUGGUCACCAAACCUUUACCAGGCCGGGCCGUUUAUGAGACGACCACACUGCGUCCCGUGCGGCAGAAGAACUCCGAGCUGGAGGCGGAGUCCAACCUGUUUCGCUGCAUGAGCGACGCCUCAUUGGUCAAGAGGAGGAGGGGGAGGGGGAAGUCGGCAGCGCAGAGAGAGAAGGAAAGACAACAUCGCUUUUCUAUCAACGGACACUUCUACAACUAUAAGACGUCGAUCUUCACACCGUCCUUCGGCACUCCGACUAAAGUUCGUAUCUCCAGCAGGAUGACCACAAACCAGGUCAUCGAACAGCUGCUGAACAAGUUCAAGAUAGAGAACGAUCCCCAGGAGUUCGCUCUGUACUGUGUUCACCAGAGCGGAGAAAAGAGGAAGCUCAGUGACGGAGACCAGCCCCUGUGGGAGCGCAUACUUCAGGGACCCUCCGACGACAUCAUGAAGAUCUUUUUGAUCGACAUGGACGAAGAGGAAGUCAGCAACGACGUAGCCCAGUAUCUGAACUUGGAGCUUCCCAUCCUGGAGCAGGUUCUUCUGAAACUCAGAGAGGAGGAGAACAGAGUGAUACAGAGAGUCAUCAGCAAGUACCACCAGCAGCAUAGACUCCUAACCCACACGCUGACCUGUAAGAUGUCCCCUCACAUUGAGACCAGUGUCUGAAGACUGCCGAUCUGAAUCACAGACACUAAACCCAUCAUUCAUCAACACCACUUUAAGGACCAAAGAGUAGCUGUCCAACGUCCGACAUCUUUAACUUUGUAAACAAGUUUAGAGAAGGUUUGGGUGUGAAACACAAAGGUGACGGUUUUGGAAAACCGCACCUACCUGACACACUGACAAGAUACACGACUCUGUUUCAAGUCUUACAAACUGGGUCACUUACGUCAUUUUUAUUCAUCACUUUUCUUUUCCUUCAUUUUUUUAAAAAUCUCUAAAUUAAGUAGAAGAUAUUCAUGUUAGAUGCUGUUGUAAAUACCUGUAAAUCAGUGGUGUGUGUUUUGAUAAAUAAAAGUUAUGGGACCAGCA
Anarrhichthys ocellatus (wolf-eel) is the source of this 2001-nucleotide messenger RNA. It is a transcript of the gene rassf6, whose product is annotated as Ras association domain family member 6. NCBI's taxonomy places the organism in Eukaryota, Metazoa, Chordata, Actinopteri, Perciformes, Anarhichadidae. The transcript has 9 exons. The coding region runs from base 559 to 1635 and encodes 358 amino acids. The record is from RefSeq and is a predicted model, not a curated record. Gene Ontology annotation, biological process: signal transduction.